GCCGCGCGAGGGGCGCCGCUUCCCCACCAGCUCGGAAAGAAAGGAGAAGCGGGUCUGUCAGUCGGUCGGUCAGGCCCCGGCCCGGUGGGCGGGAGCUGCUAAUGGGAAAGCGAGGAGGCGGCAGGAGUGGCUUCCAGCCCCCUGUCAGGCAGCCGCGCGGAGCCGGGGGUGAGGGGGACUCCUGACAGGGCGGCCGCAAAAAUAGGGAGAGAAGGGGGGGGGGAAUGAAAAUAAAUCUGCUAACUUCACCCGCCGCCGCUGCCGCGGCUCCCUCAGUUCACACACGAGGCCCCGCCCCCUUGGCUCGGCUCCUGGCGCGCAGCGCCCGCCUCACGUUUGAAACAGCCGCGACGGCGGCCACGAGCAGAAACGCUCGCUUCUUCGCCUCACGCCUCUUAAGCUCGCUAACCGCGAGUCGGGGCCCCGGGCCAGCGCGGGCACUCGAGGUUAGAGCGUUCAGACGUGACGGGGAGCGCUUCCCCCCCCCCCAGCCGCUGUUGUUGGGGCCUGUAUUCCGCUCUCUUUUGGCCUCAGCAUUGCGUCGGUUCGGUCAACCGAAAAGGUUUUCCCCUCUCGGGAAGAGUUCCUCGUGGGGUAACGGGAAUAUCCCUCCGUGUCGGAGUUGGGUUUCUGGAAAAGGGGGCGGUUCCCGCGAACACGGAAGUCGCGCCUUGAGCUUCCCAGAGCCCUUCUGCCUCGUCUCAAAAUCGGGCGGGUGGGGGUCGCCGUCUUAUUUAUUAGUGCCAGGGGGAAAUAUGCCCUGAAGCUGAGGUCUUUUGGUGUGUUUCUAACCUCUGCUUUUCUUAAAAGUUCCGUGGUUUUGAAUAAGGCUGGAGCAGAGGUUCUGGAACCAAGUGGGAGCAAUGCUCACGAAACCAGGGAUUUCUCCAAGCUGUAUUUCAGAAGGUGUUAAAAGCGGGUCAGUAUGAAAAGUACGCUCCUUUCCUCCCACAGAGAUGCACUGUUAAGGGCAAAACUACACGGCUGGAGAAAGUGCAAUGUGCCAGCCUACCUUUGAAAGGGAGAUCUGAUUCAAACAUGCCCAAACUUGAGAGACAGAUGCAGCAGAAAGUUUAAAAGGUUCAGCCCUGUUGACACCACAAACUUGCUACGAAUGAUUCUACUAUAUUUACAAAGCUAAAUGGUUAAUAGUUUUGCCUCGUUGCAUAUUUCAGUCCUUUCUUUGUACUUUCAAGUGGUGGCUGCAUGUGCUGCGUUCGGGCAUGCCAACAAAUAAAUUGAGUUGCAUGCACUUAUCUGCAUAAUGAAAAACUUUUCAAAGUGUGUCAGCCAUGAGCUCUCUCCCUCACCACUACUCCACCCAUUGGCUAAACUGCAGCGAUGUCAUGGAAGGUUUGUGAACAUUUCAGUUGUUCAGGAUGAAGUUGUUAGCAUUAGAAUGCUGACAGUGCAGCUUCUGUAAGGAAAUAAAGCUUCAGGAAAUAAGAAGGUUAGGCAAGCAAAUUUUGAAAGCUGGGAAUUAUAAACCAGGAAACAAGAGCAAGUAGGUUGAAUAGAAUUGGCUGAAUUUUCCACAUUGAACCAUCUGGUCAACUUUUUUUCUGCCCGUUACUGGAACAAGCAGCCUCGUCCCAUAAUUCUUUCCUUAUAGAUUCACUUAAUGCAGUAAGACUUCCAGGCAAACUUUUAUUUAACUGAUGCAAAAGCAACGCCUAGGGUGGCUUACAAUGUUUAAAGUUACAAUUUCAUAAAAACAACAAUUUAAAACAACCAAGGAUACUGGCUCAACAGUUAAAACCAAGCAUAGAAACUAAUAAUAAUAAUAAUAAUAAUAAUUUAUUUAUACCCCGCCCAUCUGGGUGGGUUUCCCCAGCCACUCUGGGGGGCUCCCAACAGAAUAUUAAACAGAAUAAAACAUCAAACAUUAAAAACUUCCCUAAAAAGCGAAUUCUCUGCCACACACAACAAAGCCUGCUGGAAUUCAAAGGUUUUUAGUAAACAAUGAGAUACAGAGCAGGAGAGAGCUAACCUUGGGACAAUAUGUUCCAUAAUCUAGGCAUGGCAACUGAGAAAGCCCUCACAGUAUGAUUGGGCUAUAAAUCUGCCUUACAUUUUAUUAAAAAAAAAUAAUCAAAAGCUAAUAUGUAGUAUGUUUACCCCAUUUUUAGUUGAAAGCAAAGACAUCAACAAUUACUGUCCCUGAAAGGUUUAUAUAAAACACUUAGCAUUUGUAUAGGUCUUAAGGUAAUUUAAAUAAUAUUCAUAUUUCUCCAUAAUCCUUAAAGCAAGACAUGGUCUGGAUAUGUGUGAUGGUGCAACCUUGCUAAAGCUAGUAAGUGUAAGUCUGAUCAGAUGGGGAAUUGCCUGGGAGUCUUAAUGAUAAUGCCUUUGAAGACUGUGGAAGACAGGUAGGAUAAACAUGUAAUUUGACAGAGCUAGUCUGCUUUAAGGUAGGUUAAUGCCAUCACCCUCAUAUUGCAGAGAUAACAGUGGCUUUAGUUAGACCACAAUAAGAAUCGCCAAACUAAUACUUUGCUGACUUGCCCUAACUUUACUCAGACUCUUGCUAAAUUCAGUGAGAGUUAUGACUGCAGCCUUAGCUGUCACACUAUACUGACUUAGUCUUUAUUUCCAAAAUGUUCUAUCCUUAAAGCUACAUAUUUAUUUAUUGAGCAGUUUAUCUUGCUCCUUAACAAUAAAUUCUCUGGGCAGGGUACAAAUUAGAAAUAUAACCUAAAAUGAAAACACCAGCUAAAACAUCAUUAUCCUCAGAAUAAAGCAGCAUAAAACCAGUAGUGCCCAGGGUCUAAAAAGUACCCAGAAAGGUUUUUAAAUGGAAAAGUCUGGCUUUAGAAGUUAAAAAGUAAAUGACUGAAAUCCCUCAAUAACUGCUUUGGUGAUUGCCCAUAAUCACAAGUUAAGCAGUAAGGAGGAGAUCUAGGAAAAGAUCAAGAGCUAUAUUUUUGGAAGUUCUGCUGAAUGAACAAUCCUAAAAGAAUCCCUGGAGGACUGAAGAGAGUGUUAAGGUUAACUAGGAAGAUAGAGGUCUGUGGUAGUUAUGAUUGUUGCUCCUAUUUAAAAUAUAUGUUUAUAAGCCACCAUUACGUACCAUGCAGAGAAUUAGGAUAGAAAUAAUAAUUUAUUAAGUAAACAUUUCUUCACACAGACACAAGUGCAAUGCAACAUUCAGAAAUGCAUUAUGAAUACAAUAGACAGUUCAUUCUUUAUGGUUUCAGUUCAACACUUGCUUCAUCUCCAUCCCUAAUUACUGUGCAGUAUACAAGCGUUACCCUAAAUAUACACUGUGGCUUCCUUUUAAACCAACUCCUCCUGCAACACCUUGGCAUGUUUGCAAAGACUAUAAUAACAAGCAGCCAGCUUCCUUCUUUCAUGACCAAUGUGGUUUUACUGGAACAUUCACAGGUUCUCAACAGUGCAAUCCUAAAUAUAUUGUUAC
Molecule: messenger RNA, 3418 nt
Organism: Podarcis lilfordi (Lilford's wall lizard)
Lineage: Eukaryota; Metazoa; Chordata; Lepidosauria; Squamata; Lacertidae
Source: the annotation of a GenBank genome assembly